UCAGGGUGAUACAUACACACACACAUUUUCACACACACUACACUAUUAGUGAGUGAGUGAUAUUUCCCUUAUGCUCUAAGUUUCCACUCCAUUAGCAACAUUUUCACUUCACUUUUCUGCCUUUUCUCCCCCAUUUCCAUAGCCUCUGGCCUUGGGGGAAUUUCCUCCGCCUUCACCUCCCUCUCUCUCCUCUCUCUCUCUCUCUCUCUCUAUAUAUAUAUAUAUAUAGUUAGAUUAGCUAACACACACACUCUCUCUCUUCCCUCUCUUCCGAAGCACCAUCUUUAUAUGCACUUCACAUUUCAAGAUUGCACCUCAAAGAAACACCCUUUUUGCACCCCCAUUAAAAGGAUUAUAUCAUCAUUUCAUUAUCCACAAAAACAACUACUAUCACUCCUCACAAUUUCUGUCUCACUCUAGAAUUUGAUCUGUUUUGUCAAAAGAGGGGAAAAGGAAUUGAAAAAAGUGAUCUUUGACCGCAGAAAUCGAGGCACGUUAGAUUUGUCAAAGAAGAAGAAGAGAGACGGGUUAUCAACAACUUUUAUUCUGCCUAGCUAAAGAAAAUGGCAUCCUCGUCCACAACCUCGCCCUGCGCGGCGUGCAAGUUCCUCCGGCGCAAAUGCCUCCCCGAGUGCGUCUUCGCGCCCUACUUCCCGCCCGACCAGCCGCAGAAAUUCGCCAACGUGCACAAGGUCUUCGGCGCCAGCAACGUCACAAAGCUCCUCAACGAGCUCCAGCCCCACCAGCGCGAAGACGCAGUCAACUCCCUCGCCUACGAGGCCGACAUGCGCCUCCGCGACCCCGUCUACGGCUGCGUCGGCGUGAUCUCCCUCCUCCAGCACCAGCUCCGGCAGCUCCAGAUGGACCUCAGCUGCGCCAAAUCCGAGCUCUCCAAAUACCAGAAUUUGGGGCUCCUCCACCACCACCACCACCAGGGGAUCAACCUCGGCCGCGACCACCACCACUUCCACCACCAGCUCUUUCCGGUGACCAACCAGCAGAUGAUCAGGGCGUUCGACGGCGGGAGCGGCUACGACGCCAGCAGCCUCCUCGCCAUGAACAUGUCCGCCAGCAUCGGGCAGCUCGGGGGGUUCCAGCAGUCGAGGGCCGCGGGGACGGCGCCGGAUGGGAGGCGCACGCCGGUGGAGCCGUCUUAAAUUAAUUAGGGUUUGUAUAAUGUUUUCUUUUUUUGUUGUUGUUGAGGAUUUUAUGAGAGAGGAAUGUUAGUUAUAUUAUUAUUAAUAUAGAGGUAAAGGAAAUCACAUGACCUAAGUUUUAUUUUUAUUUUUAUUUUUAUUAAUUGUUGCUGUUUUUUUGUGUAUUUUCUGAACUUUAUUAUUACUAUUAUUAUUAUUCAAUAUUUGUUUUGUGAUA
This is a messenger RNA of Salvia splendens (bonfire salvia), 1374 nucleotides long. Its product is annotated as protein ASYMMETRIC LEAVES 2. NCBI's taxonomy places the organism in Eukaryota, Viridiplantae, Streptophyta, Magnoliopsida, Lamiales, Lamiaceae. The transcript is spliced from 2 exons. Bases 564 to 1157 code for a protein of 197 amino acids. The record is from RefSeq and is a predicted model, not a curated record.